UCAUGUGACACAGACAGUACGCGCAGGCGCAGAGGAGUCUCGUGUUGUUGUCACCUGCUUGUUUGGAACAUGAGUAAGAUGUCAGCUCUGCUGGUCACAGUGACGCUGCUUUGUGUUCAGGUGCUGCAUGGCCUGCCACACACGGCCUUUCAGUCAAAGAAACCUCAUGGAGUCAACAGAGAGCCUCAGUUCACAGAGAAGUAUUUCAGUCAGACUGUGGACCACUUCAACUUCAACAGCAUGGGGAACGGGACAUUCAGUCAGCGUUACCUGAUCACAGAGAAGUACUGGAAGAAAGGCCAUGGUCCUGUUUUCUUCUACACUGGAAAUGAAGGAGACGUCUGGGAGUUUGCGCUCAACUCUGGAUUCAUCACAGAGUUAGCUGCCCAGCAGGGAGCCUUGGUCAUAUUUGCUGAACAUAGGUACUAUGGCAAGUCUUUGCCAUUUGGCAAAGACUCCUUCAAGAUCCCCCAGAUUGGCCUGCUGACAGUGGAGCAGGCGCUCGCUGACUACGCUGUCAUGAUCACUGAGUUGAAGCAGCAGCUGGCAGCCACACAAUGUCCUGUCAUCGUGUUUGGUGGCAGUUAUGGUGGAAUGCUGUCUGUUUAUAUGAGACUCAAGUAUCCAAACAUUGUGGCUGGAGCUCUGGCUGCCAGCGCCCCUAUCCUAUCCACUGCUGGGAUGGGAGACCCCAGGCAGUUUUUCAGAGAUGUUACAGAUGAUUUUGCGAGCGUCACCCCUGAAUGCAGAGAUGCUGUGAGAGGAGCGUUUCAUCAGCUGAAGGAAUUAGCUGAACACCAAGAUUACAGUCGCAUCCAGUCUGAGUUCUCCCUGUGCAAGCCUCCAUCAUCUGCUCAGGACAUCCACCAGCUAAACGGUCUGCUGAGGAACGCCUUCACUCUGAUGGCCAUGCUGGAUUACCCCUACAGCACUCACUUCAUGGGGAACAUGCCUGCCAACCCUGUCAAGGUGGCCUGUAAAACCAUGCUUAAUGGAUCUGACCUGCUGUCUAACCUCAGGAACACUGCAGCGAUUGUGUACAACGCUACUGGUGUGCUGACCUGUUUCGACCUGUAUAGUCUGUAUUUGGAGUGUGCCGAUCCCACUGGCUGUGGACUGGGCUUUGACAGCAUGGCCUGGGACUACCAGGCGUGCACAGAGAUUAAUCUGUGCUAUGAGAGCAACAACGUGACAGACAUGUUUCCUCCCAUGCCCUUCACAGAGAGCGACCGUGAGCGUUACUGCUCCAAACGCUGGUCUGUGGUUCCACGACCAGACUGGCUCAAAAUCCAGUUCUGGGGUGACGCCCUGUCCACAGCCAGCAACAUCAUUUUCUCCAACGGAGAUCUGGACCCCUGGGCAAACGGAGGGGUGCGCAAGACCUUGAGCUCAUCGCUCAUAGCUAUCAACAUUUCUGAAGGAGCUCAUCACCUGGAUCUGAGAGGCUCUAAUGAUGCUGAUCCAGUGUCAGUAAUCAGCGCUAGGAAAACAGAAGCUGACCUCAUUGCACAGUGGGUGAAGAUGGAGAAGAUCAGGCUAGGACAGUCACUUUGAAAAUUCCUCAUUUGUUUUCUGUAAAUCCAGACCUGAACCUGUGCUUCAAACUCAUCAUGGACAGUGAAACGUGACAUUUGCUUGCUCUAAUUCUGUGUUCAGACAGCUGGUUUGUCUAAGCAACAGUCCAAAACCUACGCCUAACCUAUGAUUGCAGACUUCAAUGACUGUCAAUAUUGUUAGCAUUUAAUUUUAUUGAUUGAUUGUCUCAUUUAAGCAGCAGUGUAUCAUUUUUAUAAUGCAGUGUAGAUUUGGGUCAAAGGGAACACCAUACCAUGUCAAAGCAUCAUCAGAAACACUCAGAACAUCGUAAGGGCUUCUGAUUUAUUCUACAGUUAACUAUCUUCCUCUGUUUCAUUAUGAGAGGGAGACUGUACUGACCUCACUAUGUUCUGUGUGUUUCCAUCCGAGGAUAUACAAACAUGUGAAACAUGUAUCACCAUGACAACUACUGCAAAACUUUGAUUUGUUUUGAGUCAACGAUCGACACGAAUGUUGUUCCUGUUCAAUAAAAUCUUUAAUUUUUA
Messenger RNA from Larimichthys crocea (large yellow croaker), 2081 nucleotides. It is a transcript of the gene dpp7, whose product is annotated as dipeptidyl-peptidase 7. The transcript is spliced from 13 exons. NCBI's taxonomy places the organism in Eukaryota, Metazoa, Chordata, Actinopteri, Sciaenidae. The record is from RefSeq and is a predicted model, not a curated record. Gene Ontology annotation, cellular component: vesicle. Gene Ontology annotation, biological process: proteolysis. Bases 70 to 1554 code for a protein of 494 amino acids. Gene Ontology annotation, molecular function: serine-type exopeptidase activity; dipeptidyl-peptidase activity.